This is a messenger RNA of Mollisia scopiformis, 1203 nucleotides long. Its product is annotated as cytochrome P450. Gene Ontology annotation, molecular function: heme binding; oxidoreductase activity, acting on paired donors, with incorporation or reduction of molecular oxygen; iron ion binding. The annotation marks the transcript as partial. The record is from RefSeq and is a predicted model, not a curated record. NCBI's taxonomy places the organism in Eukaryota, Fungi, Ascomycota, Leotiomycetes, Helotiales, Mollisiaceae. The transcript has 3 exons.
GGCCAUGGAAAAGGUGUAGAGGGCUUCGGGAAAUCCAGCUGGUAUGAUGCCUUCAAUACUACAGAAGAGUCUCUCUUCUCAACUAGAUCGAAGAAGCGUCAUGCUAUGAAGCGUAGAAUGGUUGCGCACGGCUUCAGUGCCCAGUCUCUCCAGCUUUUCGAGCAAUUCGUUGAUGAAAUGAUGGAGAAGUUUAUGGGAAAGAUGGACGAGUUCGCUCGGACUCAACAGCCAUUUGAUAUCUACUUCUGGUUCGAGCUUUUCACGAUGGACUUGAUGGGCGAACUUGCUCUUGGAAAGAACUUCGGCGCAAUAGAAGCUGGCAAGCCUGCAAAGUAUUCAUCACUCGUUGAACAAUCGCAGAGAUUCUCAAACAUCAGUGGUGUGCUUCCAUUCGGAAAAGCCAAUGUGAAAGUAUUGAGCUGGGUGCCAAUACCGAGGAUCCAGGAAUUAUGGAAAGCCCGUGUCGAGUACUUGGAAUUUGCCAGAACAGCGUUGGAGAAACGUUUCCGAGAUGACAGGAAGGAGUUGGUUCCGAGCGGAAAAGCUCGACAAGAUAUCAUGCAGCGCUUCAGUACGUCAAAUACUACCCUUGUUUGGGUGGCUGGCGCCAGUACAGGGUCUGUAACAAUGAAUUGGAUGACUUACUACUUCUGCAAAAAUCCGGAAGUCAAGAAUCGCAUCAUCAAAGAACUAGAGAACAUGUUCCCCGAGAACGUUGAUGGAAGUCAAAUUCUCCCUUUCGUCAAGCUGCAGAAGCUUGCUCUUCUUGAGAACGCCGAGAUAGAAUGUCUCCGACUCCACCCACCCAUCGGCUACUCGAUGCCACGCGACACCCCUCCGCAAGGAGCCGUCAUCUGCGGCCAUUACAUCCCCGGCGGAGUAGCAGUCGGCGUUCCCGCUGCUAUCAUUGGUCGUAACGAAACCGUAUACAAAAACGCAAACACCUGGUCCCCCGACCGCUGGACCGACGAAACCGCCGACCUUGCAACCAUGAAGACUUGUUUCCUCGGCUUCGGCUACGGCAGCAGACAAUGCAUCGGCCGCAACGUAGCUAAUCAAUUCGUGAUGAAGAUGAUGGCGACGCUGUUGCUGCGAUAUGAGAUUGAGUUGGAGGAUCCUGGGUUGGUGCUUGGGACGAAGGAGUUUACGAUACAGAAACCGGAUCGGAAAUAUAAUGUGAUUAUUCGGCCGAGGAAAUCGUAG